AUGGAUAAGCCCCUAAAUAUGUCGGAGGCGCAGUACUGCAUGGUCAGUCUGACGUAUGAGCGUGCUUCCGACUUUCGUGCGCACGUAGGAGGUAACCCGGACGAUAUCGAUAGAUAUAUCAAAAUGGAGAACAUGAAUGAGGUCAAGCGUGUACUGGAGAUGUUUCCUGAGCAUCUCCCUGAACCAUCCGAUGACCCUAAGUCUGCGUCCACUCCAACCUUAGAGCCUGAACCGAGUCCCGCUUCGACGAGCAGAUGUAUUGAAUGCUCCUCUAGUUACCCCGGACCUUCUACCAGCUCUGCUGCGUCGUCAUCGACGUCUUCGGUGCCCCUAUUCCCUCCUCUUAAUGCUACUAACCCAUGGACUUCGGUGUUCAUCUCUGGAGAUACCAUACACGAUCACCCAACGCCAUCACACACACACACACCACCCUCGCACGCAUCCUCAUCAAUGCCCGAAUCUAUAACGUCCUCCGCAACACUGACGCCCGAUGCCUCCGCACCUCCUCCAUCUCCUCCACCCUUGGUCGAGGACUUUCCGUCUUAUUUUGAACCAUCUACCUCAUCAAUCGCUUCGACCUUUAAUGACGCGCCAGCAAGCUUACCACCUCUUUCAUCAUCACCCGCAUUCGAUGAUGUAUUCGGAUUCUUUUCGUUUCAAGAACCUUCCUCCACUCUUCCCGAUCUCCCAGCUCCCCUUACACCCCCUCAUUCUCCUCACCUGCCACCUAUGACCUUCCCUCCCCUGAGUCCUCUUCAUCCCCAUCAUGCAAUGCCACCCUUCCUAAGUUUCAACCCACCUUCUCCCAUCUCUCCCACGAGCACGGUGUUCCCCUCUGCGUCCCCGUCGAACUGGCCCAAAGGUCGAGUGAUUGCCGCUCCGUUCCCAGGACCAUCUCAGGCUUUCCGAGAAACGAUGGCUGUAUUUUUGCCUGAUUAUGAUUAUAAAGGGUUAUCAGCGAGUCGCUAUAAGAUUGCAGGAGAGGUAAUGAGCAGGAAGCAUGCGGAGGAUCAAAAGGUUAUUGAGAGAUUGGAGAUGCAGCAGAGGUUGAGUAAAGCGUAUAUUGAGUGUAGGAGGGAGAAUGGAGCUGAUUUCAAAGCUUGUGAGUGA
Cantharellus anzutake is the source of this 1110-nucleotide messenger RNA. RefSeq lists its product as uncharacterized. Bases 1 to 1110 code for a protein of 369 amino acids. Lineage: Eukaryota; Fungi; Basidiomycota; Agaricomycetes; Cantharellales; Hydnaceae. The transcript is spliced from 2 exons. The record is from RefSeq and is a predicted model, not a curated record.